AUGAGUUAUCCAUACCAUCAACAGCCUCCAAUGGAUAACAGGCAAUUAUCACCUGCACCUACAUAUCAAUCACAUCCGUCACCUUAUAAGCCUCAGCAACAAGUAUACAAUAGUAACGAUCAUUUAGAUUCUUAUUAUACAGAUAUACAUAGAGCUCCAUCACCUUCUGCGAAUGGUUAUAGUGGAGCACCCUCAUCUUCACCUUCCUUAGUAGGGUAUAACAACAACAACAAUAAUAAUUAUUACGAUCAAGGAUAUCAGCAGCCUUCGACACCAUUGGAUCCACACGCUGAAAUGUAUGGUCAACCAACUUCGAAUCAGUAUAAUCAUGAUUAUAACGGACAAGGAGGAGCAGGAGGAGGAAGUAUAGGUGUGGGAGAAGUGUUCAGAGGUCCUUCACCCAAUCGAAAUCUAGCUCCACAACCACAACAGCAAUUCUAUCAGCAACAAUCACAUCCACAAUCACAAUCGCAAGGUUAUCAACCUAGACCAUCGUUCUCAUCACAACAUUCAGAUUAUUAUCCUGAUGAGAGUAAAUCGUAUUCCUCAACAACAGCUUUCGCAUCUAAUCCCAGUCCACAGAAAUCAUGGGAAGUUGGAUCAGUCGUACCUGUUCCCUCUAUAUUUACUCAAUACGGAUCAUAUCCUCCAAGAUCAAUGUCUAAUACGCCAAUGUCGAACGUGAGCAAUGGAAACGGUCGGGGUGGUACGUCACAUUGGCAUCAAAUGAGAAACCAGCUUUUGGAGAGAAGAGUAGUUAAACAAAUCCCUUUACUUAAUGGUAAUUUGAUAAUGGAUGUCCCUGUACCGAAAGGUGUCAUGCCAUCUUCUUCAAAAGGUUUAGGUGUGAUGGAUGGUGAGAUGAAUAGUCUAAGAUAUUCAGCUGCUACUUGUGAUCCAGACGAAUUCAUGAGUAGGAAAUUCAACCUGAGACAGUAUUUAUAUGGCAGAAAAACGGAGCUUUUCAUCGUAAUGACAAUGUACAACGAAACCUCUGAUUUACUCCUUCGAACCCUAAAUUCAGUGAUAAAGAAUAUUGCUCAUUUGACAUCUCGUUCAAAGUCAAAAACGUGGGGUCCAGACGCAUGGAAAAAAGUCGUUGUUUGUAUCGUUGCGGAUGGACGAAAAGUGGUCGACCCCAGAGUUCUGAAAGUACUGCAACUGAUGGGUGUUUACGCCGAGGGAGUGAUGAAGGAUCAUGUCGCUGGUAAAGAGACUCAAGCGCACAUAUUUGAAUACACUUCGCAAGUUGUCGUGUCUGAUACUGGCGAAGUGGGGUUCGGAUCAACCCCUGUUCAGUUGUUAUUCUGCUUGAAGGAACAAAAUAAGAAAAAGCUCAACUCACACCGGUGGUUCUUCAAUGCAUUUGGGCCACUUAUCAAACCCAACGUAUGCGUAUUACUGGAUGUAGGAACCAAACCAACCGGCACAUCGAUAUAUGAACUGUAUAAAUGUUUCGAAAAACAUCCAAAUGUCGGAGGAGCAUGUGGAGAGAUAUUUGCUGAUACAGGUAAAUUUGGUAAAUAUCUAUUCAACCCAUUGGUAGCAGGCCAAAAUUUCGAAUAUAAAAUGUCAAAUAUAUUGGAUAAACCAUUCGAAUCUGUUUUUGGUUUGAUAUCAGUUUUACCAGGUGCCUUUUCAGCAUAUAGAUAUGCUGCCGUAUCAAAUCACCCAGAUGGUAAAGGUCCAUUGGCCGCUUAUUUCCAUGGUGAAAUGAUGAAUCUUCCAGGAGCAGAAGCCAGUAUCUUUGAUAGAAAUAAGUUCUUGGCUGAAGAUAGAAUUUUAGCUUUUGAGAUCGUCGUGAAAAAGAACGCGAAAUGGCGGUUACAGUAUGUUAAAUCUGCCAAAGCUGGAACAGACGUACCAUCUCGGGUACCUGAAUUCAUCUCACAAAGAAGAAGAUGGUUGAAUGGUUCCAUCUUCGCUGCUACUUAUGCGAUGGUAUGCUUUUGGAGGAUAUGGACUAGUGGACAUGGGUUUUUCAGGAAAAUCGCUUUGACUGUUUUGACUAUCUACAACCUAGUCAACCUCAUCUUUAAUUGGCUUUCGAUCUCCUCGUUCUAUCUUGCUUUCUUCUUCUUGAUCUCGUCUUCUAUAUCAGGCGGCUCGGAUCCCUUCGGUGGAGCUGGAGAUGAGAUUUUCCAAGUCUUCAACAAGGUUUACAUUGGUUUAAUCUUCAUAGUGUUGGUAUGCUCACUUGGAAACCGUCCGCAAGGUUCCAACUAUAUCUAUACUACCUGCAUAUUCAUGUUCGCCGUCUGCCAAGGUCUCUUACUGUACUGUGCUGGAUGGACGGUCUACCAAACUGUGCCUCAUACAGUAGAGGGAUGGAAAAAUGUUAGUGGGUUAUUCGCGAAUAAGACUUUCUUGGAUUUGGCAAUGUCUCUGAUGGCAACAUACGGCCUCUACCUGAUAUCUUCGAUACUCUACUUCGAACCAUGGCAUAUGAUUACCUCUUUCGUACAGUAUCUACUACUUUUACCUUCAUACGUGAACAUCUUACUCAUUUACGCAAUGUGUAAUUUACACGAUGUGAGUUGGGGUACAAAAGGUGAUAACGGAGCUUCGAAAGACUUGGGUUCAGCUAAGAAAGUAGAGAAAGAUGGUAAAGAGAUGGCAGAAGUCGCUCUUCCAACCAAACAAGAGGAUGUGGAAGCUCUGUGGCAACAAGCCAGAACUGAAUUAAGAGUACCCGCCAAAGAAAAACCUGAAAAGAGAAGUGCCGAAACUAAACGAGCAGAUGAUGAUAGGAAUUUCAGAACAAACGUUGUUCUCCUCUUUAUAGGAUCAAAUAUGCUUGUAAUACUCUUAUUCACUUCUUCAGCAUUUACGACUUGGGUAUCAACCCAUUUCACCUCUGCGACCAAUACGACUUUUAAUCCCUACUUGACAGUCAUCUUUUAUGCUGUUUUGGGCUUGUCAUUGUUGAGAUUCAUUGGUUGUGUGUUGUAUUUGGUUUUCAGGAUGUUUGGAUUUUAG
Molecule: messenger RNA, 2979 nt
Organism: Kwoniella shivajii
Lineage: Eukaryota; Fungi; Basidiomycota; Tremellomycetes; Tremellales; Cryptococcaceae
Exons: 11
Coding region: 1-2979 (992 amino acids)
Cellular component (GO): cell septum; cell periphery
Molecular function (GO): chitin synthase activity
Source: RefSeq, a predicted model, not a curated record